Fulmarus glacialis (Northern fulmar) is the source of this 2033-nucleotide messenger RNA. It is a transcript of the gene PTBP1, whose product is annotated as polypyrimidine tract binding protein 1. The record is from RefSeq and is a predicted model, not a curated record. NCBI's taxonomy places the organism in Eukaryota, Metazoa, Chordata, Aves, Procellariiformes, Procellariidae. Gene Ontology annotation, cellular component: nucleus. Bases 339 to 1922 code for a protein of 527 amino acids. Gene Ontology annotation, molecular function: mRNA binding. Gene Ontology annotation, biological process: regulation of RNA splicing; mRNA processing; regulation of cell differentiation. The transcript has 14 exons.
AGUCCCCUGUGGUACCCUUGCAAAAAGAGCAAGCUCUGCUAUAGGAAGUGGAAGAGCUGCAGUUUUCUAGCACUGCUGGGUCUUGGGUCUCCACCAUCACCAUCUAAUAAUUUUUCUUUGUAUAAACUGUCCUUGGCUCACUUGCAAAGACAACUGUGCACUUUGACUUGCUUUUUUCUUACUACUGUAAACUAUGCUGGAUAUUUGUGGCAAACCUAUCUAACUUUUUUAAUCCUUUUCUUUCUUUUUUCUACAGCAUUGUCCAAGAUAUAACAGUUGGUACAAAGCGGGGAUCUGACGAGCUUUUCUCUACUUGUGUUACUAACGGACCCUUUAUCAUGAGCAGCAACUCUUCUUCUGCAGCUAAUGGAAACGACAGCAAAAAAUUCAAAGGUGAUAGUAGAAGUGCUGGGGUCCCAUCCCGAGUAAUCCACGUCCGUAAACUACCCAGUGACGUCACGGAGGCAGAGGUCAUUUCUUUGGGCUUACCUUUUGGCAAGGUCACCAAUCUUCUAAUGUUGAAAGGAAAAAAUCAGGCUUUCAUAGAAAUGAAUACGGAGGAGGCAGCCAACACCAUGGUAAACUACUACACCACAGUCACUCCAGUCCUUCGAAGCCAGCCCAUCUAUAUUCAGUUCUCCAACCACAAGGAGCUUAAGACGGACAACUCUCCAAACCAAGCACGUGCCCAAGCAGCUCUGCAAGCAGUGAAUUCUGUUCAGUCUGGAAACCUAGCGCUGUCAGCCUCUGCUGCAGCAGUAGAUGCAGGAAUGGCGAUGGCUGGCCAGAGCCCUGUCCUGAGGAUCAUUGUUGAGAAUCUCUUCUAUCCUGUCACUCUAGAUGUUCUCCAUCAGAUUUUUUCCAAAUUUGGUACAGUCUUGAAAAUAAUUACAUUCACGAAGAACAACCAAUUUCAGGCCCUGUUACAGUAUGCUGACCCAGUGAGUGCUCAGCAUGCCAAACUGUCUUUAGACGGACAGAAUAUCUACAAUGCCUGUUGUACGCUGCGCAUAGAUUUCUCAAAGCUCACAAGUCUCAAUGUAAAAUACAAUAACGAUAAGAGCAGAGAUUAUACACGACCAGACCUACCUUCUGGGGAUAACCAGCCCUCUCUUGAUCAGACCAUGGCAGCUGCUUUUGGUGCCCCAGGAAUAAUUUCUGCUUCUCCAUAUGCGGGAGCUGGCUUUCCUCCUACCUUUGCAAUUCCUCAGGCUGCAGGCCUGUCAGUUCCAAAUGUUCAUGGAGCACUAGCUCCUUUGGCUAUCCCAUCAGCAGCAGCUGCAGCGGCUGCAGCAGGACGGAUUGCCAUUCCCGGCCUCACUGGGGCAGGGAACUCUGUUCUGCUGGUUAGCAAUCUGAAUCCUGAGAGAGUUACACCCCAAUGCCUCUUUAUUCUUUUCGGAGUCUAUGGUGAUGUGCAAAGGGUGAAGAUUUUAUUUAAUAAGAAAGAGAAUGCCCUAGUUCAGAUGGCUGAUGGAAACCAGGCCCAGCUUGCCAUGAGCCAUUUAAAUGGUCAGAAGCUUCACGGGAAGCCAAUCCGUAUAACAUUGUCCAAGCAUCAGACAGUACAACUUCCCCGCGAGGGACAGGAAGACCAAGGUCUGACUAAGGACUAUGGAAAUUCUCCUCUACAUCGUUUCAAGAAACCAGGCUCCAAAAAUUUCCAAAACAUCUUUCCCCCUUCUGCCACUCUUCAUUUGUCCAAUAUUCCACCUUCAAUAACUGAAGAAGACCUUAAGAUGUUAUUUUCAGGCAAUGGUGGGAUGGUCAAAGGAUUCAAAUUCUUCCAGAAGGACCGCAAAAUGGCUCUGAUCCAGAUGGGCUCUGUGGAAGAAGCCAUUCAAUCACUCAUUGACCUCCAUAAUCAUGACCUGGGUGAGAAUCAUCACCUGCGCGUGUCCUUCUCGAAGUCCACCAUUUAAAGCUUUGGAAGGCGUGAGACAAAAUGGACUUGACUUAAAACCUCUUGGGUUCAGCCUUGACCUUAAAAGGCUGAACACUAGGGUUUCAACUUCCAUCAUUCCAGAAAAAAA